Messenger RNA from Cuscuta europaea, 388 nucleotides. NCBI's taxonomy places the organism in Eukaryota, Viridiplantae, Streptophyta, Magnoliopsida, Solanales, Convolvulaceae. The record is from the annotation of a GenBank genome assembly.
AGUUCCUAUCAGAAACUGCAGCUAUAUUGGCAAAAUCCGUGUACACACAGUGUGAGCCUGCUGCCAAAGGGAUAUACACCAAGUACGAACCACUAGCCGAACAGUAUGCUUUGUCACCUUGCCAGUCUCUCAAUCAUCUUCCUCUUGUUCCUAAGGUGGCUCAAGCCGUUGCUCCAACGGCUUCUUACUUGUCUGAGAAGUACAACCAGACUGUCCAAGUUGGUGCUGAGAAGGGGUAUAGAGUUGCAACGUAUCUUCCCUUAAUGCCCACUGCCAAGAUUGCUAGACUGCUGACUAAUGCAAGCCCUGUGGAGACCACCAGCUAAAAGGAGUAAAGCACUGUGUGAGUAAGAGUAGUAGCCCUGUAUUUCUUCUGAUACAUUUGAAC